Caenorhabditis remanei is the source of this 957-nucleotide messenger RNA. RefSeq lists its product as uncharacterized. The record is from RefSeq and is a predicted model, not a curated record. NCBI's taxonomy places the organism in Eukaryota, Metazoa, Nematoda, Chromadorea, Rhabditida, Rhabditidae. The transcript is spliced from 6 exons. Bases 1 to 957 code for a protein of 318 amino acids.
AUGGGCAGCCCUUCUGACGAAGACGAUUCCGACUUGGAUGAGUUAGUCUCUCUCAGACCGACUCCAAAAAGAAAGCGGCUACUUCUUCCGGAAAAGGUGAAUGAGAGCUCUAGUUUGUCAUUCAAACUCCAAAAACGUUGCCGAGACGGACAAGUCUCCGCCAGAUCCGAAGACAAGAAAAACAGAAUUUGUGAAAUUGUAAAACAAAUGGGAAAGGCUGAGAACAAUUGCGCUACUGAUAUCGCGAUCAAUGCCACACAGUCAGACCAGCUGAAAGAUUUCCAGUCUCGUCUAAAGAGCAACAUCGAUUUUUUCCUCGAAAAAUUCAAUUCGACGCAUAACUUCCGCGAGAGGCAUGAAAAGAAGGGAUUCGAAAAACAAAUUCUACCAAAUAAAGCCGAAUUUGAAACUUUCUUUCGCUUGGCAAUUGGAGGUGAAGCGCCAGGAAAACUUGCAAUGCAAAUGCGAUUUUGUGCUGUUCAGUGUGAUACAAUUCGUCGAUCGGCAGCUUCUGCAGUUUUCUUCCUAGCAUUUCUCAAAAAACGAGAAUUGGAAAACACAGAUGUUGUCACACCAGUCGCUGAUAGUGAAGGGUUUAUAACAAAACAAAUUGAGGAAUUGAGUGCAAAGCCUAUCCACAUGAAAGCCGAAAUCAUUGUCUCGUUUUACCAAUGGUACGAGCUUCUUGAGCCAGCAAGGGCUUCUCCAUUAAAGCUCUUAUCUUGUAAUUAUGUGGAAGCUCGAGCACGUCGGAAGGAAAAUACAACUAUGAUUACGGUUAUUCGCGGAUUGCUUCAUUUUCUCUCUUCAGUGAACGUUAUAGAAAUGAGUUCAUUCAAAUCACCAACUGCAGAAUCCAAACUGAUUUGGCAUAGUGUUAGACAAGCCUCUCGUCUGGGAACUCGAGUCAAAGGUGGAACAAUCAAUCAAAAAAUUUGUUCUCUAAGUAGUGAGUAG